AUGCCGCCUCUCCAGUUCUACGUCUACCGGCGCUCCGGGGCCCUGCUGUACUUCCGCGCCUUCGAGCACGCUGAUGACGCCCCGAUGGACAUGUUGGCCGGGCUACUUUUUGCUCUGCGACGCAGUUCAGUAGCCUUGACGCCGGGCGAGGACGCCCGGUUGGAGUUCUUCAAAACAGAUACCUACACCUGUCACAUUUACGAGACUGCAAGUGGAUACUGGUUCGUCUUUUUGACGAGGCCCGAGAGCAAGCCUCUCAGCGACGAACUGCAGGCCAUCUACCGAGAUAUCUUUGUUCCCACGGUAGUGAAGAAUUUAGAGUGGAUACCGGCGACAUCCUUCCAAAACAACGAGGCAUUUACCCAUGCUCUAGACCUUGUAGUCAAAAACAUGCCCGACUAG
Messenger RNA from Giardia duodenalis, 402 nucleotides. RefSeq names its product Bet5-like protein. The transcript has a single exon. Bases 1 to 402 code for a protein of 133 amino acids. Gene Ontology annotation, biological process: endoplasmic reticulum to Golgi vesicle-mediated transport. NCBI's taxonomy places the organism in Eukaryota, Fornicata, Diplomonadida, Hexamitidae. Gene Ontology annotation, cellular component: TRAPP complex. The record is from RefSeq and is a predicted model, not a curated record.